Molecule: messenger RNA, 1476 nt
Organism: Morchella importuna
Lineage: Eukaryota; Fungi; Ascomycota; Pezizomycetes; Pezizales; Morchellaceae
Exons: 9
Coding region: 1-1476 (491 amino acids)
Biological process (GO): carbohydrate transport; transmembrane transport
Cellular component (GO): membrane
Molecular function (GO): carbohydrate:proton symporter activity
Source: RefSeq, a predicted model, not a curated record
AUGGGAAAGCUUUUCACGUUCAACAUCGCGUUCUUCGCGUGUUUGGGGAGUUUCUUAUUUGGAUAUGACAGCGGUGUUAUGACCGACGUCAUUGCAUCUAAGCACUUCUUAGGCUACUUUGACACAACAAGUGAUUCACCAAUUUUGGGAGCUAUAGUAUCGACCUUUGCAGGUGGUGCUGUGUUUGGUGCCUUAUCUGGAGGAUAUACCAUGGACAGACUUGGUCGAAGAGUGAGUAUUCAAAUAGGAGCUGUUGUAUGUGUUAUUGGAGCAAUUCUUCAAGCGGCCUCAACACAUCUUGCCAUGAUGCUUGUCGGUCGUAUCAUUACGGGGUGGGCAGUUGGAAUUAUGAGCAGUGCUGUCCCUGUAUACUGUGCUGAGCUUGCGCAUCCCAAGAGGCGUGGUUUUUUGGUCGGGUUAUCCCAGCAGAUGAUUGGGCUUGGUUUCAUUGUUUCUACAUGGGUGGGAUACGGUUCCGCACAUGCCUCAGACCACAGUAGUUUUCAGUGGAGAUUCCCUCUUGCGUUCCAAGGAGUCCCCGCUGGAAUUCUCGCGAUCGGUCUCACCUGGUUCCCAGAGUCUCCUCGCCAGCUUAUCGAAAAGGAUAAUGAAGAUGAAGCUCUUAGAAUUUUGAAAAAGCUGCAUGCCAAUGGCCGUAACGAUGAAUGGAUUAUGUCUGAGUUCAAUGAAAUCAGGCAGACGAUUCUUGCUGAAAAGGCACUGGUUGUAAGGAGUUGGAGUGUUAUGUUUACGGUCCCGCAGUGGAGGAAUCGUCUCAUGCAUGGAGUUAUGGUACAGGUCUUUACACAACUCACUGGUAUUAAUGUCAUCAACUACUACCAGACACAGAUGUAUGAAGCGCUGGGAAUAACUGGAAAAAAGGCCCUUCUUGUCUCUGGUUUAUACAAUAUUGUCGGCCCUGUUACCAACGCAUUCUUUAUCUUCUUCCUUAUUGAUCGCGUCGGCCGUCGUAAGCCGCUACUCUUUGGAACAAUCGGUAUCAGUCUCUGCUUGAUUGUUGAAGCUGUCCUGAACUCCAAGAACCCUGAUGGGGAAAAUGAGUCGCUUUCACGGGCUGGUGUGGCUAUGAUAUUUUUGGUAUCAAUGGUUUUUUCUGUUAGUUUUGGGCCGAUAUCAUGGACUUAUAUGUCGGAAGUCAUGCCCAUGCAAAUUCGUGGAAACGGAAACGCUUUUGCAACUGGUAUCGGAAACUGGCUCGUCAACGUUCUGUUCUCACAGGUUUCGCCGCAAGCGUUGGCAAAACUCAAAUGGAAAUAUUACUUUGUUUUCGUGGCCUUCAAUUUCGUUGUCACCCUUCCCACCGUAUUCUUUGUCUUCAAGGAGACAAAGGGUGUCUCAUUGGAGGAGAUUGAUCUGCUAUUCGGGGAACGCGCCUUGGGGUCCCUGCCAAAUGAUAUUGAGAAGGAACAAAAUGUUCACAUAGAACAUGAUGGGAAGCGUGAUACCACAGCCUAA